Messenger RNA from Sceloporus undulatus (fence lizard), 5779 nucleotides. Its product is annotated as polyunsaturated fatty acid lipoxygenase ALOX15B-like. The transcript is spliced from 17 exons. Gene Ontology annotation, biological process: linoleic acid metabolic process; lipid oxidation. Gene Ontology annotation, molecular function: oxidoreductase activity, acting on single donors with incorporation of molecular oxygen, incorporation of two atoms of oxygen; iron ion binding; protein binding. The record is from RefSeq and is a predicted model, not a curated record. Lineage: Eukaryota; Metazoa; Chordata; Lepidosauria; Squamata; Phrynosomatidae. Bases 265 to 2601 code for a protein of 778 amino acids.
CACUCCCCGGGGAGCAGCUGGAAGAGGAAGGAGGGCCCGGGGCGGGGAAGGCAGCAGCCAGCAGCAGCCAGCCAAGGAGGAAGGCAGGCCAGGCGGACAGCAGCAGCGAGUGCGAUCCCUGUCUCCCGGGGAGAGAGCCAGCCAGCCAGCCAGCCUUCUUCUGAUUUCAUGACUACUGUCUCCAUUCCCUAAAGAGCUAGGGAACACUUUUUAACUAUUAAUGGUGCUUGGAAGGACCAGGUAUGGAAACUAAGGCCCGUGAAGAUGAGGCUGAAGGCCUUUUGGGGGUUACAGGAGCGCUGGAAGAUCUUGGAUGGGUCCUGCCAAGUUUUCUGCCUCAAAAGGACCUUGAAAACAGCAUACAGUGCGGAGUGUUGGAAAAAGGGAGCUUUCUUUGGUAGUCGGUAUUCAAACCAAAUCAAUCCUGCUCUGACCCACAAAUGCUCCAAGACCAGUUUCACAAGAUCCCAAGGUACAUCUCUGGGGACAUCUGUUCCUCUGCAGGAAGAGCUGCAGCCUCCAAAGAACCGAGAGGGAGAAUCCCAGAAAAGUUACCUGGCUGGAUCCAAACAUGGAGAAAUCCCAGCAGGGCCUUACAGAGUCCGAGUGGCCACCGGGACGUUUUGGGGUUCAGGGACCUUUGAUGCAAUCUCCAUCACCCUGGUGGGCUCCAGCGGGGAGAGUCCCAAGCAGCGCUUGAACAACAUGGGGAAAGACUUCAUCCCAGGAGCGGUGGAUGAGUAUGAGGUGCACAGUGAGCAAGACCUGGGUCCAGUCCUUCUGGUCCGUCUCCACAAAGACCCCUACCUCUUUUUCCCUGAAGACAGCUGGUAUUGCAACUUUGUCCAACUAACAACACCCCAAGGAGAGACCUACUACUUUCCCUGCUACCAGUGGAUCGAGGGAUAUCGGACCCUGGAGCUGAGGGAAGGCACAGGGAAAUUGGUUUGCGAUGAUGUGGGUACCCCGUUGCUUCUCCAGCAUCGGGCGGAGGAGCUGAAGACCAGACAGGACUCUUAUAGGUGGGGUGAAUUUGCUCCUGGGAUGCCUCGGUGCCUGGCUGUGGAGAGCCUGGAGGAGAUGGACACCAACAUUAAGUUCUGCCUGACCAAACUCAGCGGGUUUAUGCUGCGUUCUAAAAUCACUACAAUGGAACUGAAAUGGAAAGGGUUCUUGACAUGCUCUGAGUCUUGGAAGAAGCUGGAAGACAUCCGUAAGGUUUUCUGGUUCAACAAGACACCAGUUUCAGAAUAUGUUGCUGACCACUGGCAGGAAGAUGCUUUCUUUGGCUACCAGUAUCUGAACGGCGUCAACCCAGUGGUGAUUGAGAAAUGCACCGAGAUCCCGUCCAAUUUCCCCAUCACCCACGAAAUGGUAGCCAGGUCCCUUGGGGAAUCCACUACUCUCCAGGAGGAGGUGCAGAUGGGGAACGUCUUCAUUGUGGAUUAUAAGAUCCUGCAGGACAUCCCAACCAACACGAUUGAGGGCCAGCCACAGUACAUGACCGUUCCUCUCUGCCUUCUGUACCAGACACCUGCCAAGGACCUCAUUCCCAUCGCCAUCCAGCUCAGCCAAACCCCAAGUCCGGACAGCCCCAUCUUCCUCCCCAGUGACCCCUUUUGGGACUGGACCCUGGCAAAGAUGUGGGUGCGAAAUGCCGAUUUCCACAUCCACCAGAACCUCUCACACCUUCUCCGGACGCACCUGCUGGCUGAGAUCUUUUCUAUGGCCACCUUGAGGCAGCUGCCCAUGUGUCACCCACUCUUUAAGCUGCUGAUUCCUCAUUUGCGAUACACCUUCCAGAUCAACACUUUGGCCAGAGUCAGACUCAUCAGGGAAGGAGGCAUGAUGGAUCAGGCCACGUCAGCUGGCUAUGAAGGGAUCGUGCCCCUGGUAGGAAAAGGGGCUUCCAGCAUGACCUACUCCUCCCUCUGCCUCCCGGAAGACAUAGAAGCCCGAGGAGUCACCACUGUUGCCAACUAUUACUACCGAGAUGACGGCAUGAAGAUCUGGGCCGCCAUUGAGAGCUUUGUUGGAGACAUGGUGAAGUUCUAUUACCGGAGUGAUGACCGUAUCCAGAGUGAUCCAGAGCUCCAAGCCUGGGUUCAGGAGAUCUUCAGGGAAGCUUUCCAAAGCAGGGAGAACUCAGGUGCUCCUUCUUCUCUGGGGACGAUGGAAGAGCUCACCAAAUUCCUGACAAUGGUGAUUUUCACCUGUUCAGCUCAACAUGCUGCAGUCAACAGCGGGCAGUUUGACUUUGGGGCAUGGAUCCCCAACAUCCCACCCACCAUGAGGAGACCCCCACCCACCAGGAAGGGGACUGCGACCCUGGAGAGCAUCCUGGAGACCCUUCCUCAGGUCAACAUCACCUGCAUCGCUCUGAGUUCUUUGUGGCUGCUAAGCAAUGAUGUGGGAGACCGGAGGCCUUUGGGACACUUUCCGGAUAAACAUUUCUCUGAAGAUGAACCAAAGCGCCUCAUCGGAGUCUUUCAGAGCCGCCUGGCCCAAAUUUCUGAGGAAAUUCAGGAGAGGAACAAGUCGCUCGCCCUUCCAUAUGAAUACAUCAGCCCGCCUAUGAUCGAGAACAGCGUUGCCAUUUAGGGUUCGGGUGAUGAUUCGCAAACGUGGCACCCUGGAUUUUGCCGUCAGCUGGGUAUCUCAGUAAUGCUCGGUUAUACUGUGUGCUGAGCCACCGUUCUUCUCCAAAACUCCUCUCUUGGGAAUCAUGUGUGGCACUCAGUAGGGCAGGGACAGAGAUGUCAUUGCAAAGGGUGUUUAACUUUGGACUCAAAGAAUACAUGUGUCCCUUUGGCUUUGUCUCAUGGGCCCACAAUCUAAUUCCAAAGGCUUUGACAAGCGAUCCAUGUUUAAGAAUAAUCUUUCCCUUCCCCAGCAGCCUAUCUAGUUGGAAAGAAAGGGAGCAAGUAAAGGGGAAAGGUGUGCUUUGGUGUAUGCAUGGGUUCUAGUGCACGCAUACAAUGACAUCUGCACAUGCGUGCCAAGAGCGCAUGCGAAGUCAGAACUCUCUGGGAUCAAUGUAUGUAUAUUUGGAGCAGGUUUGGAACUAAACUGAGAGGAAGUGUACUUUUCAAGUAUAAUUUUCUAGAGAAUUCUAGAAAUCUCUAGGAUGAUUUCUAUGCACUGAGCCAAUUCAGAACUGAGCUGAGAGAGGCUCACAUUGAAACUCUGUGACAUUUUGACUGUGAAGCUACUGUCAGGAAAGAGCCCUUCAUUGCUAAUGAUUAAAUAAUACACACACUUUUACAAGGCCUCCGUUCUUUCCUUAUAUGACUGGUCAGGUUGAACCUAGAGCUUGGAAAAGUUGCUUUCCAGAGGACUAUAACUCCUCUGGACUACAGCUCCGCAUGGCCUGAUGAUUUUUUCUUAACCAAAAAUCAAACCGUGUAUAAUAUAUUUUGACUUUAAAUAAUGUAGUGUACUUUUUGCACAAUGUUUUAAAACUGAGUAAAUGAAUCUGUGAAUGCAAAAAUAACUGAUUUUAUGACAUGAGCCCAAGGGAUCCUUUUAAAACAACUCGUCAUCAGGACUGAUUUGUUAUGGAUCACUAUGUAUUUUUAGGUGUGGGCUUGUGAUACGAUUCGGUGGUUUAAUCCUUCAGAUGUUUUGUGAUGCUGUUGUAAGACACCCUGAGGAUGUUUUUUUAAUAAAUAGACAAGCGAUGCAUAUCUUUUUUUAAAAAAUGAACAAAUUUUCCAAAUCCAAGUUGCGUACUCUUGCCUGCUAUGCAUACAAAUCCCCUAAAGCUUAACAUCAUCUCUGAUCAGGAACCGGGGUAGAAAUAACACUGAACUCAGGAAAACUAUGAACUUAUUCCCACUACCUUGUAAAUGGGAUUGCAAAUUGGUUUGGACUGACCCUGGUUUGCACUUGAAUGGAAUCACUGAAGAGAGGGGCCAUGCGCGACACCCAUUUAUUCUGCGUCUUUCUGAUGUGGAUUUUUUCUACGUCUUUUUGUUUUUUUUUUUAUAUAUAAUCUUUAUUAAUUUUUAAAAUAAACAUAAAAUAGCACCAUCGAAGAUUCAGAUUUUAACAAAUGAAAUUAAACUCAAAAAUAUUCGAAAAAGACAUCUUCGUACCCCUCUUCAUUCUUCUUCUCUUGUCUCUUCAGAAGGGAGGAUCUUAUUGUUACACUUGAAUAGCCCAUGCUUAAAAUAAGGGAUGAAGCUUCUCUACUAUAUUCUAAUUACUAGGGACUAAAAGCCCUUUGGUAUUAAGUCUAUUUGCCCUAUGUCCUUUUACACAAUAUAUUCAAUUUUCUAAUAGACUUAAAUUAUCUAAUAAUUUAUCACAUCACUGUACAAUAAUAUCUAAAUAAUCUUUCCCUGAACCCUCUCAACGAAUAUAGUGAUAAAAAAGAAACUACAGAAGUCUUUAUAAAUUCUUCUACUUCGUUUGCGAUCUAUUUAGGCUCUGGAAUAUUAGAACAGAAAUAUAAUGUAUCAAUGUUAGCAUAUAUAGAAAUCGCCCUCCAACUUAACCAAUUUUAUUUCUCUUCUACCGUCUCUCAAUUCUCACUUCCAUUCAUGCCACCCAAUUUAGGUUGCGAUCGAAGAAAUAUCUAAAUCCCAAACUUUCCCCCAAUAGAUCAGGACUUUUUUCCACAUUUCCUUUCUCUUGUUGUUAUUUCUAUUUUGGACAUGACAAGAUAUAAUAUCUAGUUCUCUAUAAUCAUUGAUCCUCAUCAUCCAAUUUUCCCAAGUUGGCACUUCUUUAGUUUUCCAGAACCGCGCUAUCUCUAUUCUAGCCGCGGUAAUCAUGUAAAGAACUAUCCUCCAGUUCUGCUGCUCGUCUUUAGGGUCAAGAACCUUAGUUAUGUUCAGUAUAAAUAGUUUAGGAUUCAUUGGAAUUUUUAUUUCAAGAAUUUGUUGCAUAGUCAAAUGUAUUUUAACCCAGAAUUUUUGAAUUUCUGGGCAUUUCCACCACAUGUGGAAAUGUGUCCCCUUCUCUAUUCCGCAUCUCCAACAAUUUCCAUCUGAGGUCUUGAACAUUUUUUUUAAUUUCCAGGGGGUAAUAUACCACCUGUUCAUAAUCUUUAGAAAAUUUUCUUUCAGAUUCUGGCCCACUGUGAACUUAUCUGUCUUGUUCCAAGCCCCUUCCCAUUCGUCCAUAUUAAUUGUCAUGUUUAAGUCCUCGGACCACUUUAUCAUAUAAUCCUUGACUACAAGUUUCUCUAGAGUUCUGUUCAAAAAUAGAUUGUAUAGUUUGGCUAUUUUUUUUUAUCCGAUUGCCAAAGUAUCUCGUCCAAUUCGUUAAAUCCAAGUUCUAUUCCCUUCUCUUUUAUAUCUUCUUUGUAUUUUUGGCAAAUCUGUAUAUAGUUAAACCAAGUUAUCUCGUAACCCUCUUCUUCAAGCCUCUCUCUUGUUUUGAUGUUAACUUUCCCUGGUCCUGACUUAAUCAAAGCAUUUUUGUAAGUUAGCCAGUUGCCCUGCGGAAGCCAUCUGCCAAAAAACGCCUCUUGGGGUGAAGUCCAGUAUGGUAAUUUGAAAUAAAAUAAUUUUUUUAUCUUAUUCCAAGUAAUUAAUAGUGAUUUUCUAAUAGCGUGAUUGUCGAAAUCCUUGUUGUGUCUACUUUUAUCGUAGCACAAAAAGGCAUGCCACCCGAAUCUUAAGUGGGUAUUCUCUAAAUUUAAAAUGAAGGGGUCAUCCAACUUUAUCCAACACUGUAUCCACACCAUACUGCAAGCCCAAUAAUAUAGUUGAAAGUCCGGCAGAGAAUAACCCCCUCUCUUUUUAGCAUCCUUCAAUGUGGACCAUUUUAU